AUGUCGGAUAAUAGUGCCCUGGUCGGCGAGCCUAUAUCAAGGAAUACUUCGUUCAACUGGACGUGGUUCGUGGAGCUUGCGACAGCUUCCUGCCUGACGCUCUUCUUCCUGUUCUACUUCAAUCGAGUGUUCGCAACUCUCGUGUCCUACGGCAUCAGGGCUUGGACGUGGCACAAAUACAGAGCAUGGAUUGAUAUCCAGGCGCUCCAGUUGUCCUUUCUGGCCGGUCGGGUCUUCUUCAAGGGCGUUCGGUAUCAUGCGGAGAACGAGACGGUCUUGAUUCAGAGUGGCUACAUCACCUGGAGGUAUUGGCAGUCGUCCUCGCGGCAAGUCGAUCUGAGCGAUCCGGAUGAACAUGAGCAAAAUCCAACACAGACCGAGAAGAAGGCCUCAACCGUGGACAGGUCAGACGAGUCAGAACCACCGUUAACGGAUCCUGAGUCGGGGCGAGUGAGAAAGAAAGACACCGCAGACGCUCGCAUCUCGGUCUUCAUCGCGGGCCUAGAGUGGUUUGUCUACAACCGUACACCUGUCUACGAGUCCAUUGUGCAGGAUGUGUUGAUCCACGAGCUCAAGCAUGGCAGCUCAGACUCUCAAACUGCUGGCCACCAUCACGAGCACAAACCACCCAAGCUGCACCAUCGCAAGGACGCAACAAGGCCUCACUCUAAAGAUGCAGCCACUAGCGACGACUCCGCUGACAGUCCGCUUGGCGAAAAGAACGAGCAGCAGUCACCACUCGGCGAGUUCCCGGUGCCCAUUGUCCGUGCCGAUACUUUCACGAGUGUGGCCUCUGGGGUAGAUGUGCCAACCGCAGAUGUCCCGUCCUUCUACGGUUGGAUCCUGCGUGUCCUUCCAGUUGCGGUCGAAUGCUCGAAGGGCGCAAUUUCCCUUGGGAACGAGACCACUCGAGCGCUGGUCGUGACGACCUUCGCGUCUGCCAAAGGCCAUAUUGAUGCAGCUGCCGCUCGGCCCUCAGACUAUUUCCGUCAAGUCUUCGAUUUUGAAAUCGAGAAACCAAAGGUCGAGAUGAGGCCCAACCCUGACUUCCGUAGGUCUCAAUUUGUGGCUGCUGAGAGGAUCAUAUUGGCCGCUGAGUCCCUCAGGCAUCGGCCGCGCUGGUGGCACGUCGACCUCGGCGUACGACGGCGCGUGGUUAAAACGUUCCACAGCAUCAGGCGUCUCCUUCCAGGCAGCUCACGAGGCUCGUUACGUACUACCGCUUCGCAAGAAGACUAUGACAGGAAGCAAUAUGCUUACGAGGAAUUUCAAGACGACAACCGAUCAUGGCAUGGUCUGGGUAGGUACAUGGACGAGGAUGAGCGCGACGACCACGAAGGCUGGUCACACAUUGACUAUGCAAGAUUCUCCCAAAUUCUAGACUGUCCUGGAGUUCACUUCAGAUUCUUCUGGGACAUGCCUGGGAAGGUAAUGGAGGAACACGCCGAAUCAGCAGCGCAAACAAAUAUUGACGACAUCAACAUGUCCAAGCCUCCAGCCUACGGUAUGGAUCUGAUCGUCAAGGGAGGCUUCGUCAAUUAUGGGCCUUGGGCAGACCGUCUCCGCCUUGAAAUACAGACAGCGUUCUUCCCGAACCCCUACCGAACCAUGACACCAGCUGCUCGGGUCAAAACGGGAGAAGCUCGGCAGUAUACAACGAUGACAAUACGUGUCCAUCUCGAGGAUGAAGUCAGUCUUCGCGUGCCGACGAGAGAACGAUCAAAGGACUGGCAAUGGAGAAAUCGAGCACAUGCUGUCCGCGAAGCAGCUGCAGCACGAAAGCAACGUGAGAAGAGGCAUUUUCGAUUCCGCCGCUCGACGAAAACGAAACUCGGACCAGAUGUUCGCCCAUUCGGCUGGCUGACUGUCUCUGCGGGACAAGACUCGACUGUGCGAUAUGAUAUGGACAUGUUGCCACGAGCUGAAGGCUACAUUAAUCAUCUGCAUCUUGACCUCAAGAACACAAAGGCAACUUCCAGUGUUAACCACGCUCUUCUCUGGCGUUGCCCGUCGCAAAAAGUUUCCUGCGAUCUGUCGAACCCUCUGAUGUGGAACGGUCUCCAUACCUGGACCUUUGAUGUCGAGAGCAAUGCUAUGGAGAUGUUCAUCCUGAGGGACCACAUGAUCAUGCUGACGGACCUCGUGAGCGACUUCACGGCUGGACAAAAACCUGACUACAUGACAUUUGUGCCUUUUAUUUACCGGCUUCAUCUCACGUUCCCAGAACUGAAGCUUUUCCUGAAUGCAAAUGACUACAAUAUCAUUGACAGUCCGAACGAUCUCGAGGAAAAUGCGUUUUUGAUCCUGGGGUUUCAAACGCUCGCCGGAGAUGUGGACAUACCCAUACAGUACUUUUCGCCCCGUCAGAGCUCUGUUCAGUUCAUUGGAGAGGGUCACAACGCGUCCUUGGAACUCAUCACUCCUGUCUGGAACACGCUCAAUACUUUGGCAGAGGAUACGACCAUGAUGACUCUGAAGCAGCUGAACUUGGAAGGCUCGUACAACUACUACCCAAAUGUAUCUCCAAAACUAACGGACUCCCUAUUCAUGACUAUUACGGGCUAUGCCCCAAAGUUCUUUUUGCACGGUUAUCUUAUCCGCUACUUCAUGAAUGUCAAGGAGAACUACUUUGGGGAGGAUCUUCACUUCAGAACACUCGAGGAGUAUCAAGACAUGUUGGCUGGAAAUGAACCGCAAGGACCGCGACCGGGCAUCAAGAAGGAUAAUGACCUCGACGUUAUCCUGACAGUCCGUGCCGACAGUGCAGCCGUGUUGAUGCCGGCCAACAUUUACUCGCGCCGUGAAAACCUUCGGGUGGAUAUCCUGCUCGUGGAGGCAGAUAUGCGUUUCACUAACUACUACAUGGACCUGCAAGUCAGCUCAAGUCCACUCGAGGCUUCGAUUGAGUCAAGCUCACUGAAGGACAAUCAGCCGUGCAGCGACAUCACGAAUUGUCAGCUGUUCAUUGACGGAGUCGGUGUCUACGGCCAUCGACUUUUCGGAGCUCCGCCGUUGGAGCCGACUUACGCCUGUCACUGGGAUAUCAAUGUUGGUGAGGUGACGGGGGAAUGCACGUCGAAAUUUAUCCAGACACUGAUCAACGCUAUCAUGGCCUUCAUUUACACAUUGGACGACGAUGAAAAUUCACUGCCGCCUUUCAACAGGACCGCUGUACACGAUGUAAUAUUUCUCAGAGCUAACAUUGCCGGGCUCCGUGUCUGGCUUGUUGCAGGCGCUGUCGCCUACAUGGUGGAUCUAUCGGAGACAGACGUCUCUUUCAGUGAUUGGGCCAAUUCCAACUUUGCCAAAAAGUUGAGGGCCAACGUACCCAAAAUCGAAGUUGCGGCCGUGGACUACAAGUGCGCUCUACGACAUCACGACCGCAAAUCAGGCCCUGUAGAGACUUAUGCUUGCUUCGAGACCUCUCUUCGGAUUGGGACACUGGAUAAAACGGAUAACUUGGCCCACACACGAGCAUUGCAGCAACAGCAUAUCCGCUAUCACGAUCAACGGACUCACCGAGCCAACUGGUUAUUAGACACCCGAAAGCAAUAUCCCCCCAACCACAAGAUACCUGAAUGGGCCCGCGAUCUCCCUGCUAUGCCAGUACCUGCAAUGCCGGAACCUGUGGGUACACCAGCGAAUACAAGUUUUCCUGACCCGGUGGAUAGAUUUGGCCGCAAGCGCUCCAACCGCAAGAGCUCCUUUAUAUCAGUCCCUUCGCUUAGGAACUCUGGCGAGUCGUAUGUACAGCGCCCAUCACACCCGGACCCAAGUACUUUGCACCCUCCUUCCGAACGGUCCGCCGCAAACGAGAGACAUUCUCUCGAUCGUCUACAUGGCCGAGAUGGAGACACCCACCAAGCACUGGUUACUUUCUCCAGUCCAUGGACGCCACCUCAUUUCACACUGCUGGACGUCCAACCCGAAAAAACACACAUGCCACAGUUGCCAGAUCCACGACGGAGUGAUUUUGCGUCCUUAACGGCGCAGGAUAGCGAGGAUCCUGAGACCAAAAGCGACGAGUUCGAGGGCACGCCGCACAACGGUGUUAUCGCCAUGGUGCAAAAUGGCCUGACCGGAUUUUGUUCCCCAGCACUGUUUCUCUCGAUAGGACAGACAAUUAGGGAACUCAUUGCCGACCAUCCUAUCGACCAGCUGGACAAGAUGCAGAUUACAGUAAUGAAGCGUAUACUCGAGACUCACAAGCAUGACGAUCAGGGCCACGUUAUGGACUUCGCUGUACAAGUGCCGUUUGCACAUAUCAAGUUGGUCAACACUCUGACGAAAGACGGUGGUUUCCCUUCAUCGAAUGAUCAGUACGAUGUGAAGCUCACAGGCUCACAGAUGAUGUACCGCCUUUUGCAUCCCAAAACCGCCCGACCAGGGAUUACUAGCCCUCAUAACCAGCUCGCGUAUGGAUCUAUUCAGAACCUCUCAGUCUCUGUCAGAGAUGAUGCUUUGGCCUCUGGACGACCGUCUGCUCAUGCGGCUGUGUCGCUUGCAAGAGUGGGAUUUUGGUUCUCUAUGAAAGAAGAAGUCAAUUCAAAACUGCAGUUAAGCAAUUUCGACGUCGUGUUGUGGGCGGAACAGCUGAACAGCAUGGCGGCUCUGAUUCAAAGGACUGUGGCCAUGGUCGAUCAUAUCAUCGGUGCCUUCGACGGCCUCGAUCAAAGCUUCAAGUCAAGACAUCUGAUCUCCCAUUUGACUCAAGCAGGCAGUGCGAUCGCAGAUCCCGUAUUUCUGACCAGGCCAUCCUACGUGCUGCGAAGCGCUGACAAGCACGUUCGCCUGAGCGACUCGUGGAAGAUCAUUUCUCGUCUCAGGCACAUCUUUGCUACCAUAGAGAAAGACAAGGGCAGAGAGUUUGUCGAGAAAUGUGGCUGCCCAGAUCUUGAGUUGAAAGACCUGGACAAGCGUCAAGUGCUGUCUUCAUUCGAACAGUGGCGAGGAUGGGACCACGCCCGUGAUAAGGUGCCGAUCAUGAUCACCUUAUUCGAAACCCCCGGGAGGCGAACACCUGAAGCUUCACUCAAUAGUCUCGUUGUACAUUCCGAGAUUAUAGUUGGGAAGCUAGAAGUCAUCUUGGAUCCAGGUCCGCGGCAGAGCGAUUUUGCCGUCCUAGGUCUCGACUUCAACAUCAUCUUGCGGCGAGGACAAGCCUCUGGUAUUGACGGCAACGGGCAGAGGGUCAUCCUUCAAGCGUACACUGCAGACACAUCGCUUCACCUCAACUGGGCACUUGUGGAACUGGCUCGUCAGUUGAUCGAGCUGGUCAACCCUCCCGCUCAAAGACCUCCCAGAAACGAUGCGCUCGUUGCACAUAGUAAAGAGCCUUUGAGUGCGACAAGAAACCACUUUACUGUCGUGGUAGGAACUGAUGCAGCGUCCAUCCACCUCACCACCAUCAACCUCAAACUCAAGUGGGCGGCUGAAAGCUUUCGAAGUGCGUUUUCUUUCUCCGAAGGCAGCUCUGGGCCAACAGUCUCCUCCUUUACUAUCGCUGCAAACACUGCAAUGGCCAAAUUCAGAGGCCCGACGCGUACUUUGAUGUUGUGGCGCAUCCGCAUGCCAAAGCUGUACGGCUCAAUCUGGCCACAAGGGCAGAGUCAGUCUGCGAAACAGAAGAUGAUUGUGCAGGUCUGCGCCGCUUCGAACAGACUCAGGUUUCAAAUGAAAGAAGAACUUGUGAAGGUGCUUCUGGUCGCGGACUCAAUCGUUCGGGACGAAGUUGCUACGAUCAUUCGCCUUGUCGAUGAAAUUCCAAAGAGCCAAAAUGAUCAUGAAAAGGUGACUUUGACUAAUCAACCAAGCCUGGACUUGAACGUUGACCUUCGAGUUGCCAUGUUUUUGGACGACUACCGGUUGAAUUUUGCCAUCCUUCCAUCACUGCAGUACGCAAUUACAGGGAACGCAGCAAGAACAAGCAUUAUUCCUCGUCGAGAUGGGGGCCUCGAUAUCAAUCUUGACAUCAAGGAGCAUGAGCACUUGUUCGAGGUAUCCCAGGGCAGUUCUAUGGAUAACUUGCCUCUUCUGACGAUGCCACCGAUCAAUGGUCAUAUUUCUGUGGUACCGGCGGCUUCUUUGAUAUCCAUACGGGCUCGUAUGACUGUGGAGCAAAUCAAUCUCGAGGCAUCCGGAGUACGGGCUUGCUUCGAUGCAUUGAACCAACCUGGCGUCGUCCAGUUGAUACCCGAUGCCAAACAUGCCAUCCAGCAGAUUCAAAGCUCAGCUGAUCGCGCGCUAGGAACGAGAUCGCAGCCCAGCAAGGUAAAGAAAGAAGACGCAGCUCUGCUACUUCGCUACGCGAUACAUGGCACACUUGCAGGUAUCAAGAUUCACUUCAGCGCUCCCUCAAUCCGAGAGGACCAGGACUACCGGGCAGAUAUGGAACUUAAGCUUCGAGGCACGACCUUAUUCAUGCACAACGAGAUGGACAACCCAGCCUCAAUCCAGGAGCGCCCACAAUUCACCCUCAGUACUCAAAGCCUCGGUCUAGGUCUUUAUCGCAGUACGAGUCAUGCUCGAGAAAGUUUCGGGACGUUCUCUGUGGGCAUGAAGGCCUCAGGCAAAACAGAGACUCUUGGAAAUGCGGGUAAAGUCCAGGUCUACAGAGCCUGCAGUGACGGGUUGAUCGUUGAGCUAUACGAGGAGACCGCAACGCUAGCCGUCGAUAUCAUUGCCUUCCUGCAGGACCGCAUCAAAUCGAUGAAACUGGCCGACCGUGAAGGUAAUAUUCAACACAUCCGGAGGUUGACGACCGCCGGUCUGACAGACCGCCUGAAGCCGAAGGAACAGCUGUCCGAGACGGGCAGUGAUGCUGGCCAGAGUAUCGACGGCUCUUCCACUGUAUUGUAUGACUCGACCUACGCCCUUGACCUCGGAAAUAUUAUGUUGCGCUGGAAUUUAACCAGUGGCUCUCGGCUCUCAUCUAGCCACGAGACGGAAGAUCUGGUGUUUUCUAUACGCAAAGUUGACCUGAAGACACGGCAGGAAGGCACUGCUCGUCUUGCAAUCUCGGAUACGCAACUGCAGAUGGUUCCCAAGUCCCAGGAGGGGAGUCCUAUUACUCGCACGGCUAACUCUGCGCUACUGCCAGAGGUGGUCUUCGGCACUGGCUAUCUCUCAACAAAGCAUGAGCGAAGAAUUGCAUUCCAGGCGAAAGGCAAAGCUCUCGAUCUUCGACUGGCAUCCGACUUCAUUAUUCCUGGCCACGCCCUGCAAAAGUCGUUCGGUAACGCCAGCGGAGAGUUGCGUAAUGCCAGAGCAAUCUACGAGACAGGCCCAGCGACUCCUCAGGCUGCGCCAAUUGAUCUUCUAGGUGGAAAACGCCUGGCUUCGCUCCUGGUCGAUGCGGAUUUCGCUGGUGCCGUCGUUCAUAUCAGUCCUCGCGCUGAAGCUGAAAACAAAAGUUCAGCUUUCGGAUUUCUGAAAGGUCCCAAACGCUCUCGUGCUGGCCGAUAUGGUCAAGCAGUCCAAGGGGAAGAUGUUUCUUCCGCAGUACUUCAGGCUCCUGGCGUUGCCCUGAAAGUCGAAUACAAAGACGACAACAAAGGAGAUCCGUCGCUCAGCACUGAAGUAAGGGUUGCAGCCUCCUCGAACACACUAUAUCCCACGGUUGUACCUUUGAUCUUAGAGAUAUCAGCCAGCGUCAAGGAAAUUCUAGGUGACGAUCAGGUGAACAAUGCCGGUUCGCCUGCACCGACAGAGUCACGCAGCUACUUGUCAGACGCGGCCCUUAGCAACUCGAAUCCGGAUGCCAUCUUCGGCCGCUGCAAGUUGAAUGCAGGCCUAUACAUCCAACCGCAGGAGUUCAGCCUGAGCUGUCAACCCAUUGCAAGAGUGGCAGCCACUGCCAAAUUUGCCGACAUCUUUGUUAGGGUCAAUACCGUGUCGGCCCCUGAUCAGGAGCGUUUCUUUGCCAUUCUCACGACAUUCAACAAACUCGAAGCUUCAGUCCAGCAUGUGUACUCUCGAGAAUCGACCGCAAGCUUCGAGGUUGAUUCUAUCGUCAUGUCACUGAUGAAUAGCAGACAUGUAAGUGCCACAACAGGCAUUUCCGCGAUCCUCAACAUCAGCCCAAUGAAGACGGACAUCAAUGCAAAACAGCUACAGGACUUCCUUCUGUUCCGGGAGAUCUGGUAUCCUCCAGAGCUACGAGGUCGAGCAAAACCCUCGACAGCUGCCGCCUCUCCGCUCGAUCAACAGGCAUAUGCGAUGCAGCGCUAUCAGGAGCUCUCUGGGAAGGGUACGCUGCCAUGGCACGCCAUAGUGUCUGUGCAGGAGCUGCAACUCGUGGUUGAUCUGGGACAGGGUCUCGGCAAAUCCGUCUUCACAGUCUCCAAACUCUGGGCCUCUUCGAGGAAGAACAGUGACUCUGAGCAGAACCUGUGCAUUGGAUUUGACAGAGUCGGUAUCGAUAGCACCGGCCGUAUGAGUGGCUUUGUUGAGCUGGAGAACAUGCGCCUCCGAACGUCCAUUCACUGGCCUGAAGACGCAGCAGCCAAGGCUCGUGCUCCGUUGGUCCAAGCAUCGAUCGGUUUCGAGCAUUUCCGUGUCAAGGCAGCUUUCGAUUAUCAACCAUUCGCCGUUGCGGACAUUUCAUUCUUCGACUUCCUCAUGUACAAUGUCCGGCAAGGGCACAAGCACGAGAGCGACCGGCUGGUCGGCAUCGUCAACGGAGGCAAGGUUCAGGUGUUCUGCACCACCGGCACGGCAGCCCAAGGUCUCGCUCUCGUGCAGGCAUUCGAGAGACUGGUCCAAGAGAAACAGGAAGCAUACAAGACUUCACUCCGAGAUUUGGAUAAGUUCCUGCGGAGGAAAUCAAUGUUCCCGUCCAACAGUUGGACUGCGGCCGUUCCUGCUCGGCAGCAAAAGGAGGACGGACCGAACAAGAAGGGAACGUUCACCCUGCAUACGGAUGUGAUCGUCACUCUUGGGGGCUUGGACGCCGGUGUCUUCCCGAACACGUUCUUCGACAACCAGAUCCUCAAAGUCGAAGCCACUGACGUCCAAGCUCGCUUUGCCGUUGCCACCACAGAGGGCAAAACGCACAGCUGCUUAGGCAUGAGCCUUGGCCAGCUCCGGGUCGCUCUCUCCAAUGUCAACCGAGCCACCACCAAAGCCCUCAGCGAAGUCUCGGUGCCAGACGUUGUCGACCGCGCCACCAGCUCCCGGGGCGGCACGAUCGUGAAAGUGCCUCGCCUCGUCUCCUCGAUGCAGACGUGGCAAGUCGCAGAUUCGAACGUGAUUGAAUAUACCUUCCGCAGCACGUUUGAAGGCAAAGUCGACGUUGGCUGGAACUACGCCCGCAUUUCCUUCAUCCGCGGCAUGUGGCAGACUCAUUCGCGCGCCCUCGCUCAACGGCUCGGCAAACCGCUGCCACCCUCAGCUAUCAAAGUCACCGCCGAGCCCCCGGCGGCUUCGUCUUCGGCCGGCGGCAGCGACGCAGGUGGCACUGGAGGCGAGAAAAUCACGGCCGUGGUCAACGUGCCUCAGAGCAAGUUCACGUAUGUCGCGCUCCAGCCCCCAAUCAUUGACACGCCGCAACUGAGAGAUAUGGGCGAGGCGACACCCCCGUUGGAGUGGAUCGGACUGCACAGGGAUAAAUUGCCGGAGGCGACGCACAGCAUUGCCAUUGUCUCGCUGUUGGAGGUCGCGAGAGAGGUGGAGGAUGCUUAUACGAGGAUUUUGGGUGCCAGUUAG
Cladophialophora carrionii CBS 160.54 is the source of this 9705-nucleotide messenger RNA. RefSeq lists its product as uncharacterized. Gene Ontology annotation, biological process: fermentation. The transcript is spliced from 2 exons. The record is from RefSeq and is a predicted model, not a curated record. The coding region runs from base 1 to 9705 and encodes 3234 amino acids. Gene Ontology annotation, cellular component: membrane. Lineage: Eukaryota; Fungi; Ascomycota; Eurotiomycetes; Chaetothyriales; Herpotrichiellaceae.